Oryctolagus cuniculus (rabbit) is the source of this 1962-nucleotide messenger RNA. NCBI's taxonomy places the organism in Eukaryota, Metazoa, Chordata, Mammalia, Lagomorpha, Leporidae. The record is from RefSeq and is a predicted model, not a curated record.
GCCCAGGGAAGCUCCUGCCCCAGUGCCUGGUUCUCUGGUGCUGGUGGCCUGUGACUCUGAGCUCCCCCAGCCCCAGCAGACACAGGAGGGAGCCUGCUGUGCAGACCAGGCAGGCCCUGUCCAGCCCUGCUAAGGGUGGUCCAAGCUGAGGCUGAGCCUCAGAGCCAGCAAGGAGGGGACAGGUCCCACCAGGACCCAUCCUGAGAGCCUGGCAAAGGCCAGAGCCCUACAGUGAGAGGCAGGAGAUCCAUAGACCCCCCGAGGCAGAGGCUGGUGGCAGCACAGCCCAAGGGCUGACCCCUCCCCAGGUCCCUGGGGUGUCUGGCAUCUCCAAUGUGGCUUCCAAAGUGUGCAGACCCCCAGGGUCCAGGACAGGACAUGGUCAUCCUCUGUGGGUCUGGUUCGCUGAGUGGGCAGGGAUGUGGCCAUGAGGCAUGGCCUCCCCUCCCCUCCCAGGAGGAGCUCUGGCCUUCUUGUGUGAUCAGCCUCCUGGAGUCUCCCUCUGUCCUAGGGGAGUGACACUGCACACCCACCCCUGUGGGCCCUGCUGAGGCCCUGAUGGGCGGGUCCUCCAAUGCCUCUGUCCCCAGGUGCCGUUCCCCCUGGCUCUGAGAAUAUGGGAUAUAUACAUCCUGGAGGGCGAGCACGUGCUCCCGGCCAUGGCAUACACGGCCCUCAAGAUCCAUAACAAGCGCCUGCUGAAGAUGCCCCGGGACCACCUCCGGGAGUUCCUGCAGGUGACCCUGAAGCAGGCCUGGUCUCUGAGCGAGGACGCGGUCAUCAGGCAGCUGCGGGCCUCCAUGUGUGAGCUGGGGAAGCUCCAGUGCCUCCUGCCUCCUGAAGCCAAGGCCAUCGAACAGUGCAGCAGGCCCCUGGGGCAGGCACGCGUCCCCCAGAUGCACGUUCCUGCCCCCACUGCUCCGAAGGCCAAAAUCACCAUUCAGGACACAGUGGCAGUGUGGGAGCAGACCAGGGGUCCCGCUACUCGUGCAGUGAUGAUCCGUCCUCCAGGAAGCUUUGGCCUCCGCAUCGCCGAGAGGGAAGGCAUGGAGGAGGAGGAGAGCUGGGAAGGCAGCCCAGAGCCCCUCGGCCUGGGCUCCCCUGUGGGGACCGCAGAGUCUCCAGGUUCUGCCAGCCCCACGGAGUCUCCAAAGUGCUCGAGGUGGGGAGGCCUGUGCCAGUGCGCCAGUCUCCCUAACCUGAGCGGGCCAGAGCACAGGGAGGACGACUCCUCCGACGCUGGCAGCCGGGAGGGCCUGUGGAUGUGGGCUCCUCCACGGGCCUCAGAGCCCCCGGAACCAGGGCCCAUGCAGGCUGUCCCCGCCUGGGGGCCACGGCUGAAGACUCCCCACUACUGGCAUGGCAGCCCCACGCACUCUGGGGAGAGUCACGGGCUGGAGCCGGCCAGAGCCAGCCCUGGGCUGGGAGACCAGGCCCGCGUGCCCUCCCUGGCCAGAGGCCUCCUUACCUCUUAUUCUGUGGGGCACCUGGAUGAUGGGUGCCUCCUAGAAGAGAGGCCGAGUCCAGCAUCUGUCCUGCCCAGGCUGGGCAGCAGCCUUCCGUGUGUCUUCACGGCAUCCUAUGCACUUGGUUGAGCCCCCACCGCCCAGGCUCUUCCUGGGGCCAGGACACCCUGACACUGGAAGACAACAGCCGUGCCAGGAGCCACUGUACUCUCCUCCCUGCCCCCUCCCCCACCACCACCCUCAGGUGGUGCUGAGCCUGUAUUAAAUUGUUCCAUGGAAAGGAGUUUGCUCCAGUUUGUGACCCCGGCGCCCAGCGGCAGCAAGCUUCCCCGUGUUCCUGGGGAGAUGGGUGGUUCCACAGCCCCCAGCCCCAGGCAGAGACCCACUCAGGACCCUGCAGACAAUGCCUGAGAUUCAGCUGUGCCCUGUGGGGACUGGGCCAGGGUGGGAGAGCAGCAGCCGUGAGUGCCCGUGACCUCUGGGACAGAUCGGCACA